AUGUGGCCUGUUCCGUCUCCUAAAUCCGUGGUUCGCGUCUUCAAAAGGAUCCUCGAGACGAAUUGGCCUGUGGCUAUCUUACAAACAUCGGCUGAUGCUCAAAAUGUCGUCUUCAUUGGCUAUAGUUGGGUUCCUACUGGUCUUUUCAUUCACAAUGAAUUUGUGCCGUCUCUGAUCGGCCAAACAUUGCGCAUAGAGAAUCCCUUAACAGGCGAAGAGCUCGGAACUAUCUCCGCUGCCGGGAAAGAGGACAUUGACAAGGCCCUGGCCGAUCUGAUUGAGCGCGAUGCCCAGGAUCUGGCAUCGCUCGAGGCUGUGGAUGCCGGACUGCUCUAUACGGAUUCCAUGGAAACGAACAUCCCACAGGCGCUUGGCUGUCUUCGCUACUAUGCUGGUUGGGCUGAUAAGAUCGAUGGGAAAGUGCUCGAGAUGGAUGGUGGCAUUGCCUACACCCACCGUGAGCCACUGGGUGUCUGUGCUGCAAUCAUUCCUUGGAAUGCCCCACUAAUGAUUACAAUCUGGAAGCUUGCCCCAGCGCUGGCGACAGGCAAUGUCCUGAUCAUCAAGAGUUCAGAGGUGUCUCCACUUUACGCUCAGCGAUUGGCGCAGCUCAUCAAGGAAGCAGGCAUUCCAGCUGGAGUAGUAAACAUCGUGACCGGCGAAGGAGCCGGCGCUGGCCAGGCUAUUUCCGAACAUAUGGAGGUCCGCAAAGUUGCAUUCACCGGCAGUGCAAUCGCAGGUCGCAAAAUCCUGGAAGCUGCGUCACGCACCAACUUAAAGAAAGUGAGCCUCGAGCUGGGCGGCAAAGGCCCGUCGAUUGUCUUCGACGAUUGCGAUCUUGAAAAUGCCCUGUUCUGGACGCGCAUUGGAAUUACCGCGAAUAAUGGGCAGGUUUGUGCGGCGGGUUCGCGCAUCUACGUCCAGGAUACUAUCUACGAUCGCUUCGUCGAAGCGUAUCAAAACGCCGCCGCCAACAAUCCAACCGUCGCUGGCAAUCCGCUAGAUGCUGCGACUACCAAGGGUCCCGUGGUGAAUUGCACCCAGCAUCAGAAGAUCUUGGAUUAUAUUCGGCAGGGUAAGAAGUCUGGUGCCCGGUUGCUGUUCGGAGGAGAAAGAUUGGGCAAAAAGGGGUAUUUUGUUCAAAACACAGCCUUUGCAGACGUCGCGGAUGAUGCAACAAUUAUGCGUGAAGAGAUUUUUGGUCCCGUUGCAAGCAUUGCCAAAUUCUUCACCGAGGAAGAAGUUAUCACCAAAGCCAACGACUCUCAUUACGGUCUCAGUGCGGCCCUUUUCGCCAAUGACAUCAAUCGCGCCCACCGCGUCCCGAAGGCACUUGAUUUUGGCCAGGUCACAUUAAACGCAUGGGCAGUGCUCUGUCCCAAUGUUCCAUUCAGCGGAGUGAAUGAGAGUGGGUUCGGGCGCGAUAUGGGUGAGGAUGCCCUUGAAGGCUGGACAACCGUCAAGGCAGUCAAGUAUCAUAUCCUUCCUCGCCCCUAG
Penicillium canescens is the source of this 1497-nucleotide messenger RNA. RefSeq lists its product as uncharacterized. Gene Ontology annotation, molecular function: aldehyde dehydrogenase (NAD+) activity. The record is from RefSeq and is a predicted model, not a curated record. The transcript is spliced from 7 exons. The coding region runs from base 1 to 1497 and encodes 498 amino acids. Lineage: Eukaryota; Fungi; Ascomycota; Eurotiomycetes; Eurotiales; Aspergillaceae.